AUGCGAUCAAGUUUUGAAGAAGCGAACUGUGCUACUUCGGCAUACGAUUUUCCUGCUCCGUUCAUAGAUUUGGAUCAGGCUCCUGUUCGUCGAGGCGGUUCUACUCUGCAAAUUCCGGAUACAGGCUCAUCAGCUUUGAAUAGCAGGAGGAGACUUACUCAAUGUCAGCUCGAGAAACAGCAAGGGAAAGCUCUGGUGGGUGACAUGCCAGGGCUCGUUCUGGUUUUGCUGGAAACAAUUUUGACGAACUCGCGAACCCGACCACUGACAAUGCCAGCAUCGCAUCAGGAUGCGCUUGCGCCAGUUGAGACUCCAAGUCGCUUAUCCUUUUCUUCUGGCAAGAAGCGGCCUCAAACUCCAGCUUGUAAUCCUCCUCCAGCUUCUGCGAUACCUUCAGGGAUGAGGAUAGCUUCCCGAUCAUCUCCUUCAUCGUUCAACUCCGGUUUGCUGAGCUGA
Molecule: messenger RNA, 456 nt
Organism: Microthlaspi erraticum
Lineage: Eukaryota; Viridiplantae; Streptophyta; Magnoliopsida; Brassicales; Brassicaceae
Source: the annotation of a GenBank genome assembly